CCAGAUGGCAGACUGGGACACCAUUAUGUGGGGGAAGAGCGCGGAGACGGCACAUCACAAUGAAGGCUAAUUGCACUAAAAGACGCAGCAGGAAGGAACGGAGUCGACUGGCUGAGCUAACGAGGUCUGGUGGACACGAUGACCAGAAGGAGCUCAGGAAAGCUCACGUGAAUACGGAGAAGGACUUGGCGGAGGUGUGGCCAAACAAGUGGGGGUUCCUCAGUGAGGUCUACAAGGAGUAUGAAAGGGAGAGCAACAACCUGAAGAAAGCAGCCAGCGCAGAACCUCCCAAACGACCUUUGACCCCUCCAGAAAAGGUAGGGCCCUCCCCACCAGUGCCGCGGACCAGUCAGGCUGUGAUUGGUUGGCGCUCUGCCCAUUCUCACCUGUGUCUGGAAAGGUCGGCCAUGGUGCAUCAUGGGAGACGCAGUUUUCUCAAAGAGCUGGGCUGGCCUCAUCAAGCUUGAGACAUGUCACUGAUACCAGAGCUCUGUUUGCUGUAAUAUGCAAUCACGCCACAGCCUAGCUGAGCAGCAUGUGUGUCUGUCUGAGCCUCCCCACCUUUACAAAUGUAGGGGCAACCUCUAAUGCAUAUGAGAAAAUAUUCAAUGAAAUGUCUACAUUAAUUGAUCAGGGAAAUUAAGUGGCUGAACUAUCUUUUUUUGGACACAAACCAGCCAUCAUCUAUUGUUUGUCUUUUUUAAAAAGGCAAUAAUUUAGGUGAUGAUUUCUGAUAAACGCUCCAGCACCCCCCGUGACCCUCGUGAGGAAAAAGCGGUAGAAAAUGAAUGAAUGAAUGAAUAAUAACAGGGGAAAACAAGACAGUGGCAUGAACAUGAUUAUAUCUUGCAAAAAGGGGUAGGCAUUCAUAAGCUUUUGCUUCAGCCUACUCCUUUUGGGCUUGGGAUCAGAUAGUUGAAUAUAAAUGUAAAUAAUGGAAAGUUAUAUUUUGAUUGAUGUAAGAAAUGCACUGUAAUGUUUCAUAUAUUUGCCCAAAUAAAAUAAAAUAAAAAAAAAUUCAUUCAUUUUUUCACAAUUGUUGCAAUUUAACUGUUUGCUCGCAAACUCUGCGACACGUGGGUUAGCAUGUUCGCUAACAGUCAAGUUUUUAGUAGGAUUAACUCUUUCAAACUUCAAACGUUAUUAUAUUUUGUUUCGGGAUUUUUUUUUGCUGCUAUUACAUCACUUUUGUCAAACAUAAUACAAAUAUUCAAACAGAUACAUACAUUUUGAAAAACCUGUCUUGUCAGUGUGUUUGAGGACAUGCCGUUGGCGGAUGGCCUUGAAACUCUAAGCCUCUUCUCAAAUACAAACUUGUUUUGUUUGGCACUUCAUUGAAAAUGAUUCUGAAUUA
Molecule: messenger RNA, 1354 nt
Organism: Doryrhamphus excisus (bluestripe pipefish)
Lineage: Eukaryota; Metazoa; Chordata; Actinopteri; Syngnathiformes; Syngnathidae
Source: RefSeq, a predicted model, not a curated record